CGGCGUCCGUCUUGGUCUUGGUAUUUCUGUUUUGGGGGCGGAGCACAAAUGCUUGUCUCGGGAAUCGGGCAAGUUGGUGAUGAUGCCCUUUUUUUUUUUUUGUUUCUAUGGUGUUUUUUUUGUUUUUUGUGCACAAACGCUGUGGCGCUGCGCACGUUUCCCAUUGACAGCCUGCUACUGAGCGGUGCCGGUGUGCCGAGAGUCAGAGCAGAGCACCUGGUCCUUCCAGUGGCCGCUCAGGGUCUCGACCGUUCGGUCAAGGCGCAAUUUCUAUAGCGCUGCGCCUCGUCCGUGGUGUUGAUUGGUAAAGAAACUCUUUGUAAAUUUCUCCUUUCUUUGUAUUUUCUUUCUUUCGUACCACAAGUAGCGGAAUAUACACAAUAGAAUAAACCCAAAACACGCAUCUUUUCAGUACAAACACACCUUCAUCUAUCAGCCUGGCAGCCAGCCAUGCCCACAGCCACCACCGCCAACAUCGCCAAUCUUGGCCCCCUAACAACCGUCUUCCCAACACCCGCCGCGUCUUGUACACAACUUGCGUCCAAUGGCGCAAACGGCAUGGUCAUCAUCACCGGCACGCAGAGCGGAAAGGCCGUGAGCUCGGAUUACCAGUACAUUGGCUGCGGCCUGCCCACUGUCGGCACCUGCCAGCCCAGCGGCGUCCAGCGCGAUCAGGUCGAAGGCCGCAAGGACAACUCCUUCUUCCAGUCGGCCGCCUACUUCUCGCCGGGUGUCGAAUGUCCUCAGGCGUGGACAACGGCGCUCACUGUCAACGAUUUCGACGGCAACAAUGACUCCAUGCAGCGCUUCCUGAGCGGCGCCUCGGACCGCGACAUCAUGCGCUUCCUCAACCAUGUUGGCUGGACCGACAAGGACGAGAUGAUGGCCAUUUGCUGCCCCAAAGGCUUCCAGCUGAAAAUGUAUGACGGCCUCCAGUGCCUCUCCAGCGUCGCCCCCGAAUCCAAAUACUCCUACACCCAGGCCUGCGAGCCCGACUUUCAAAACUUCCCUACAACUGUCAAGAACGGCCAGACCAUCAUCGACUUUGCCGCCGCCGCCGCCAAGACGUACCCUCUCACCCACGUGCCUCUCACCACCGCCCCUCCCGAUCUCACAAGCGCUGUCGCCAACAUGCAUGUCUCAGUGGCGCCCAUCACACUUGUCCGCAAAGACACCGACCCAAGACCAGCGGGCAGAGGCCCCAAGCCUGCCGAUAAGGACUCCAAGGUCAACGGUAACAGCAAUACCGGCGAUGGCAAGGACAAUGGUAAGGAGGACGCCGCUGCAGGCUUCCGGCCAAGCCUCUGGAGUGUCUUGUUGGGCGCUUCUAUCGCCAUGGGCCUUGCUGCUGGUGCUGUAUAAUUGAUAUUGCUCGGUUCUUCGGUCUUGCACUUUUCACCAUACCUCUGGACAAGCAAUAUGUCCCUUGCACUUUCUGUACAUUUUCCUCGGGUUUUAUUUUAUUUUCCAUAGAUGUAUUUAGCGACAGCGAGCAGGCUAUCUUUUUUGUUUUCGUUCUUAUAGACUAAACUUGGGCUAUAUAGAUCUUAUUUACCCUCUUCUGGAUAUACAUAAUAGGUAACAAAAGAAUAUACCAUUUUUUGCAACUUCAUUCGCUCAUUCUAGUCGAGAUGAACAACACAAAACACAUGAACCGACAUCAAAAAGAAAAGAUAUACAAACAAAUGCGAAGCCCGUUUUGCUACUAUUGAGAGCCUGGAGUCCUCGGUGAGGUAAAGAUCUUGAGAAAUGCCAAAAUCGUUGCAACAAGAUCAGCUGGCAAGAAUUUGACCUGAGACGCAUCCAACAAAGUGGUAGGAUAUGUUGUCUUGUUGCAGCCGCUUUGGGGCUUGCCUUCCAGACGAUCUCGGAGCCAGGCAGCAGCUCUCAGCGAGCCAGCGAGCAAUUCAGUCUCAUGGUUACCAAUUGCACUGCGCACAUACUCGAUGCUGACGCCCUUGGCGCACUGAUCAUCGUAAUACUGGUCGGAAUCUGCGACUGGUGAAACCUCAUCUUGCACAGCCUUGUAGAUAAAUAGCGGAACCUGUGGCGUACCCAUCUGGCCAAGGUCAUUAUCGCGAAACGCUCCGCUAAUAUACUUGUUGGCAAAGAUGUCGGGCGUGUCAAAGUACGUUCGGAAGUCUGUGAGGGCAAACUCUUUGUUGAGUGAGCCGAGGCAGAGCGCAUCUGCCUUGUCAAACUUGGCUUUAAAGUCUGGCUUGAUCAGGCGGUCCAGUUCCUCUGCCACCUCUGGGUAUUGCGUCGCCAUGCCCUUGAACGCUGCAGGGAUCAAGCCGGCCGCAAGACUGCCAUUGUCAACGGCAGCCGAGUUGGCGAUGCUGGGGACCAGGCCACCCAGCGCAGCGCCGACAAUCUUGACCUCGGGUGCAUACGUUGGCUGCAUCUCUGUCGCCCACUCGCUCACCACACUGCCCCCAGAGUAUCCCCAGAGGGCUACGGCGGCAUCGGGCUCGAUGCACGUUAAAUGCAUCGACUGGAGAGCCGCUCGGAUGCCAUCCAGCGUUGCUUGAGCACCGGCUUUGCUGACGAGGAACGACGCCUCAGGGCCUUCGUGGUCUGGGAUGAUCACGAUCCAUCCCUGUUCAAGCGCAGCUUCAAUGAAGAGUCCCUCCAAUUGCGUUGUUGUUGUGCCGUUGGUAAUGGCGGCUUCGGUUCCCUUUUGAUACACGUACGACGGAGCGCAGUUUACGUACGCGGCGUCCUCGGCAAUCUGAUAGGAAACCACUUUGGAGAAAUCCGGGUUUGGCGGCACCAAAACGGUGAGAACAGUUGCUGUUGGCGUACCGAAGCGGUCAGCGGUUCGGUACAGAAUCUGAUGAGCCGACUCAACAGAGUAUGGGCGUGCGGUAAACAGAAUUGGCGCUGUCGGCGUGCGGUGGCGGAUAAUAGCCCCUGGGGAAAAGUAUUCGAUAUUUUGAGGAAUGCCGUAAAACGGAUCUUGGCUGGGUGGCAGAGGUGCGGUUCUGUUGUUGCUGCUGUUCUCAUCAAGUGGUAGCGCUAGCGUUGAAAGGGUAAAUAGGGCCAGCACAGCAGCUACGACGAGCUGUAGGCGCGCUGGGACAGCCAUAGCUACGACGUAGACGAGAUGCUGUUCAAAGCUGUGGGAGAGGAAAAAAAAUUAAAGAAAAACAAAAGAGCAGCCCUUCAUAACUCGAUAACUGACAUUGCGCCGCCAGGACCCGGAUUGGGUUACCUUCGGGGCAAUUACACCGCGAAUAGCGGGCGCGCUAAGAGCCGAUCAUUUUUGACAAGGUUUGGACUACUACGUCACGUCCCAAACAGCGGGGGGGGGG
[Torrubiella] hemipterigena is the source of this 3314-nucleotide messenger RNA. The record is from the annotation of a GenBank genome assembly. NCBI's taxonomy places the organism in Eukaryota, Fungi, Ascomycota, Sordariomycetes, Hypocreales, Clavicipitaceae.